This is a messenger RNA of Fusarium graminearum PH-1, 330 nucleotides long. RefSeq lists its product as uncharacterized. The transcript has a single exon. The coding region runs from base 1 to 330 and encodes 109 amino acids. The record is from RefSeq and is a predicted model, not a curated record. NCBI's taxonomy places the organism in Eukaryota, Fungi, Ascomycota, Sordariomycetes, Hypocreales, Nectriaceae.
AUGGCGCUCUUCUCACCACGAGCCGAGUAUGGCCACGUCGGACUUCUACUCGAGCCUAGCAAGACACCCAGCGAAGCUGGUUCUGUCUCAUCGCUCAUGUACUUCAAGGGUAUUCGCGAGAUAUCAUACGGAAUGACGCUUGUGGCGCUGCAAUGGCAGGCUAACGAGAGUGCCGUGACAACUUUCUCAGCCAUUCUAUCCAUUGUGAGAAUCGGCGAUGGACUAGUUGUCUGGUUGAACGGAGGCGACGAGCUUAGGUACAAAGCAGCUGGUCAUUGGAUCACAGGGCUUGGGUUUGCUGGAUGGGUUAUCUGGAGAUGGAGUUUCUAG